Messenger RNA from Pteropus alecto (black flying fox), 2381 nucleotides. RefSeq names its product immunoglobulin superfamily containing leucine rich repeat 2 (gene ISLR2). NCBI's taxonomy places the organism in Eukaryota, Metazoa, Chordata, Mammalia, Chiroptera, Pteropodidae. Gene Ontology annotation, molecular function: protein binding. Gene Ontology annotation, cellular component: cell surface. The record is from RefSeq and is a predicted model, not a curated record. The transcript is spliced from 2 exons. Gene Ontology annotation, biological process: positive regulation of axon extension. The coding region runs from base 2 to 2239 and encodes 745 amino acids.
UAUGGUGCCCAUGUGGGUGUUGUGGCUAGCCUGGGCGCUGCUAAGAAUGGCGGGAGCGUGCCCAGAGCCGUGCGCCUGCGUGGACAAGUACGCUCACCAGUUCGCUGACUGCGCCUACAAAGAGCUGAGCGAGGUGCCAGAAGGACUGCCGGCCAACGUGACCACGCUUAGUCUGUCGGCCAACAAGAUCACCGUGCUGCGGCGCGGGGCCUUCGCCGACGUCACGCAAGUUACGUCGCUGUGGCUGGCGCACAAUGAGGUGCGCACCGUGGAGUCCGGAGCGCUGGCUGUGCUGAACCAGCUCAAGAACCUCGACCUGAGCCACAACCUCAUAACCAGCUUCCCAUGGAGCGACCUGCGUAACUUGAGCGCGCUGCAGCUGCUCAAAAUGAACCACAACCAAUUGAGCUCACUUCCCCGGGAUGCACUCGGUGCGCUGCCAGACUUGCGCUCCCUGCGCAUCAACAACAACCAGCUGCGUACACUGGCUCCCGGCACCUUCGACGCGCUAAGCGCGCUGUCACAUCUGCAACUCUAUCAUAACCCCUUCCAUUGCGGUUGCAGCCUUCUGUGGCUGCAGGCAUGGGCCGCGAGCACCCGGGUCUCGCUACCGGAGCCCGAUUCCAUUGCGUGUGCCACGCCUCCCGCGCUGCAGGGCGUUCCGGUGCACCGUCUGCCGGUCCUGAACUGCGCACCGCCCAGCGUGCGUCUGAGUGCCGAGCCGCCUCCCGAGGCUCCGGGCGGCGAGUUGCGCGCUGGCUUGGCGUUCAUGUUACACUGUGUCGCCGAAGGGCACCCCACGCCCCGCCUGCAGUGGCAACUUCAGAUCCCAGGUGGUACCAUAGUCUUAGAGCCGCCGGUCCAGAGCAGAGAGGACGACGAGGACGGGGCAGAAGACAGGGAGGAGGAAGGAGAGGGGGACGGGCCAACGCAGACGGGUGCCCCAACUCCGAGUCCGGCACCCGCUUGGCCCGCGCCCCCAGCCACCCCACGCUUCCUGACACUCGCAAAUGGCUCCCUGUUGGUACCCCUCCUGAGUGCCAAGGAGGCAGGCAUCUACACGUGCCGUGCCCACAACGAGCUGGGUGUCAACUCCACGUCAGUACGCGUGUCGGUGACGGCUGCCGGGCCGCCAAAGCACGCUCCUGGCUCAGGGGGAGACCCCGAGGGGCAGGCCCCAACCUCCGAACGCAAGUCCACAGCCAAAGGCCGGGGCAACAGCGUCUUACCAUCCAAGCCUGAGCGCAAAAUCAAAGGCCAAGGCCUCGCCCAGGGUAGCAUCCUUGGAGAGACGGGGGCGGGGCCGGAGGAGGAGGCAGGUGAGGGAGAUGAGGCGGAAGACCAGGUCUCUGCGGACCCGGUGGAGGAGCAGCGUUGUGACCAAGGGGACCCCUCGCGGUACGUGUCCAACCACGCGUUCAACCAGAGCACAGACCUGAAGCCUCACGUUUUUGAGUUGGGUGUCAUCGCGCUGGACGUGGCGGAGCGCGAGGCGCGGGUGCAGCUGACGCCGCUGGCGGCGCGCUGGGGCCCUGGGAAUGGCGGGGCUGGCGGAGCGGUACGGCUUGGGAGGCGACCCCUGCGCCUGCUCUAUCUGUGCCCGGCGGGAGGCGGCUCAGCAGUGCAGUGGUCGCGCGUGGAGGAAGGCGUCAACGCCUAUUGGUUCCGCGGCCUUCGGCCUGGCACCAACUACUCCGUGUGCCUGGCGCUGGCAGGGGAGGCCUGCCACGUGCAAGUUGUAUUCGCCACCAAGAAAGAGUUGCCCUCGCUGCUGGUUAUCGUGGCGGUGAGCGUGUUCCUCCUGAUGCUGGCCACGGUGCCUCUGCUGGGCGCCGCGUGCUGCCAUCUGCUGGCCAAACACCCGGGGAAGCCCUACCGUCUGAUCUUGCGGCCGCAGGCCCUCGAUCCCAUGGAGAAGCACAUCGCCGCCGACUUUGACCCGCGUGCCUCCUACCUCGAGUCCGAGAAAAGCUAUCCGACAGGUGGCGAAACGGGCGGCGAGGGACCAGAGGAAGCCCCCGGGGAGGGUCUUGACGAAGACGCGGAGCAGCGGGGCCCAGGCGGGGACUUGCAGAGAGAGGAGAGCCUGGUCACCUGUUCGCUGGUGGAGUCCCAGUCCAAGACCAACCAAGAAGAGUUCGAGGCGGGCUCAGAGUACAGUGAUCGGCUGCCCUUGGGUGCCGAGGCGGUCAACAUUGCCCAGGAGAUUAAUGGCAACUACAGGCAGACAGAGGGCUGAACCCCUAGCCCUCCGGCCUGCCCAUUCUCAUCCCCCACCUUUGGGUGCCAGGGAGCCGAAGCCUAGGGCUGGCAGGAUUUAUGCCCCCCUCGCUCUUUUCUAAAGGCAUCUGUAUGUACACAGUCAAUAAAACAAUUGAUUU